Betta splendens (Siamese fighting fish) is the source of this 715-nucleotide messenger RNA. It is a transcript of the gene phpt1, whose product is annotated as phosphohistidine phosphatase 1. The coding region runs from base 157 to 543 and encodes 128 amino acids. The record is from RefSeq and is a predicted model, not a curated record. The transcript has 3 exons. Gene Ontology annotation, cellular component: cytosol. Gene Ontology annotation, molecular function: protein histidine phosphatase activity. Gene Ontology annotation, biological process: peptidyl-histidine dephosphorylation. NCBI's taxonomy places the organism in Eukaryota, Metazoa, Chordata, Actinopteri, Anabantiformes, Osphronemidae.
CCUGGCGCUGGAGAGCAUCAUCGGCAUGCACGUCAUUGAUGUGCGCCUUGGUAUCGCUUUAUUUUCCUAUCGACUACACUGCAACAUACUGAGGUCUUUGGAUUAGUGGAGUUUUAUAAAAACACCCUGCUAGUGCGGCUGCUUAGAUCUUCAGAGAUGUGCACACAGAUGAAGGCUGCUGCUCUGAUGGCUAACAUACCCGAGGCAGACAUCGACCCAUCUGGAGUGUUUAAAUAUGUCCUCAUUAGAGUUCAUAGCAAGGAGGAGGGGGGCGACUCAGCGAUAGAUAUAGUUAGAGGGUACGGAUGGGCUGAGUACCACGCUGAUAUAUAUGAGAAGGUUUCAGCGGAGCUGGAAAAAGAUGGACACCUGGACUGUGAGUGUGUCGGAGGAGGAAGGAUCAAACAUGAUCCUCAAGCCAAGAAGAUCCAUGUAUACGGCUACUCCAUGGGAUUUGGAAGAGCACACCAUGCAGUGAGCACUGAGAAGCUGAAGGCUCAGUAUCCAGACUAUGAAGUGACCUGGGACAAUGAAGGAUACUGAUCUGGGACCAGCCUGUAGUUUACAAACAAUUUUUUACUGGACUGAUAUGAUAUAACACUUCUGAAACUGUAUUGAGGUGCAACAUGAGAUUAGAAAUAAUUGCGAAACCGUGAGCUUUGUGAAGCUGCAUUUGAAAAGAAACAUUAUCAUUAUUAAAAAUUCAACAUCAAAA